CACUCAAAAUCUUCUUUUUCCGUUCCCUAUCAAUCAAACAAUCUGGGCUGCACACAAAAAAUGCCCAGGGCGAGAAUAUGCGGACAUAUUGGGAGCAUCGGAGGUUGUUUGGAUGGGAGAGCAUUGCCAGUACUAGGAAGAAAUAAAACUCAGUCUGCGGGAAAAAAAAUAUGUCGGGCGUUUUGUUGGGGGGCAGAGGAGGAUUGUGGAAAGGCAAGGGCGAGUGGUGGAAGCAAGGCCCCGCUCUACCCCUCUCAGAGGAGGGACAGGCAGCUGUCCUCCCAUGAUUGAUUGAAUGAUGUGGGCAGGAUUUAGGAAGCCUCACCGGCUAGCAUGUUAGCUUUUAUUUUCAUGUCGAUUUUUAUUUUUACAGACCUUAACGUAAUUAUGUGAUCACGUAUAAUGCUUUCAAGUGAAACUGGACGAUAUCUUAUGUGGAGCUGUUUUAUACAGCCAUAAGAUGUAAAGAAAGCAACGAGCUGCUAGUGAUCCGCAGCGGGGCUGUUAGCUUUGUUAGCAUGGGGGUUCGCUUUCUGGCAGUGGUUUCCUUGCUAAAUAUGGCGGUUUGCAGUCUGCUUGGUGUUGUACCGGCAGUUAAACGCCAGAUAGCACACCACAGAUCCUUGUCGUAGCUCUGCUUGUGUAAAAAUAGCCGUCCAGCUAGUAGUAGCCUACUUUAGCGAGCUACCUAGCGGCUAGGUACCCUGCUGAAGUACACUAGCUGAGCUGCUAUUAUUGUUUUCUUUAAUUAUCGAGAUAAUGAUUUGAUUGCUGUAGUAUUAAGCAGUCGUAUGGAUUACUGACGAAUACGCAAAACAAAUUUUAUUAUUUGUAUUACUCCCCCCGGAUAUCUGCUAAUGUUGGAAAUCGCGUGUGUGUGUUAUCUCAACAUGGGUUGCAUGUAGAGAGAUUGGCUUAUUGGGAUGGGAUCAAUGACAGUGUCUUUGAAUGUUUGACCACCCAAUGGGCUGUGGACAAAAAUGGAUCUUGCUCUAUGUUGAGGGUUGGCCCACGGUCCCACCUCUCUAUAAUGCCCCAGUGUUUGCAGCAUCUGCAGUGAACAUGAUGGCAGCCCAGUCGGUUUCCAUAGACAAGUACCAAGAAGGAGAGCAGCAGAUGCAAGGUGUGGCCCAGGCAGAAGGGGAUUCGGAGCAGAAGUUCAUCGAGGGGUCAUUGGUGGAAGCUCCGAGCCCCGCCCACAACGAGCCACAGACGCCCAUGGACGCAGACAAAACCGCCAUAUAUCGGCACCCUCUGUUCCCGCUGUUGGCCCUGCUCUUUGAGAAAUGCGAACAGUCCACACAGAGCUCGGACUGCAUCACGUCGGCCAGCUUCGACGUGGACAUCGAGAACUUUGUGCGCAGCCAGGAGAAGGAAGGCAAGGCCUUCUUCAGCGAAGACCCCGACCUGGACAACCUGAUGGUGAAGGCCAUCCAGGUGUUGCGGAUCCACCUACUGGAGCUGGAGAAGGUGAGCGACCUCUGCAAGGACUUCUGCAGCCGCUACAUCGCCUGCCUGAAGACCAAGAUGAACAGUGAGACCCUGCUGAGCGGAGACCCCGGGAGCCCCUACUCCCCGAUGCAGGGCCCCGGCCUGUCCCCCCUCAAGACCCAGACUCCCACCUCCUUCGCAGGGACCCUCAGUCCCCAGGGUCAGAUCAUGGUUCAAGCAUCCGCCCUGCAGCAGGGCAACGUUACCUUGACAACCGUCAACCCCACCCAGGUGGUCGCAGGUGGAACGGUCUAUCAGCCGGUUACCGUAGUAACACCCCAAGGCCAGCUAGUGACGCAGGCCAUCUCUCCCGGAACGAUACGAGUCCAGAACAACCAGCUCCAGCUGCAGUUCCACCAGGACCUGAAUGCGUUCAGCCACGAGGAAAACUCUUCCAAGAACAAGCGUGGGGUUCUGCCCAAGCAGGCCACCAACGUCAUGCGCUCCUGGCUCUUCCAGCACAUUGGGCACCCAUACCCAACGGAAGACGAGAAGAAACAGAUCGCCACCCAGACCAACCUAACCCUACUACAGGUCAACAACUGGUUCAUCAAUGCGCGGCGGAGGAUCCUGCAGCCCAUGCUAGACGCCAGCUCUUCUGAAACCCCCAAAACCAAGAAGAAAACCCCUCAGAACCGGCCCCUGCAGCGCUUCUGGCCCGACUCCAUCGCCUCGGUGGGCGGGAGCCAGCAGGUCACCAUGCCCGACGGCACCAUGGUGACCAUGAGCAUGGAGGGUCUGCAGAGCCUGACGUCGGACGGCGCCACGCUGGCGGUCCAGCAGGUGAUGCUGGGCGGCCACAGCGAGGACGAGUCCUUGGACAGCGGAGAGGACGACGACGACGACAUGGCUGGGCUGGGCCUGGACCACAGUGACUCGCUGCAGUAGAGCACAGACACCAUGGACGGACACACACACACACACACACACACACACACACACACACACACACACACACCAGACAUACAUCCAUGACAUAGAUGUAUACACUCACAAACAUACACACGUAGAUGCUUGUACACACAUACGGAUACAUGCCGUUACAAACGCAUAGACAUACACGUCCAUUUACACAAAGACAAACUUCAAAGCUGAUAUAUUGUUCUAGACAAAGACACACUACUACCACUGUAUACUGGCCUACAGAUCAACACACACAAGCAGACACAUCCCAAAUGCUCUCUCACACGCAUACACACACACUUCUCCCAAGCCUUUUACUGGCUGAUGAAUCAACACACACAUAACACUUAUACACUACUUUGACAGUCUCACACACACGCACAAACACAUACUCCACAAAGAUGAUACGUUUACAUAGAGCACAAAACCACAGGACGUACGCACAGAACCGCUUCUGCCCACUAGUGGACGGCAGCACGAACUGCGUGAUGUGUACGCCCCCAAAAGUUUCAUUUCAGAAACCGUUUUUUUCUUUUAUACCAUGUAGACAAACGUUGGCGAGUGCACUUUUUGUAUUAUAUUGUAAGCAACCAAUGGAAGCUAAAAAGAAGUGUUAUAAACAAGAACACCAGAAGGGGUCAUACUUUGUACCGCUCCAUUAAUUAAGGUUGAAUUGUUUUCUUUCAUAUAUAUAUUUUCUCCUCCACUGCCGCCCCUCUGCCCGCUUCCUCCCCCCCCUCCCUUUUCUAUGUGAAUCCUGUUUGUUUGGAUGCCAACGCUUCAGCAGAGAGCUCGUCUUCAUUUCCUGCAUGCUUGUGUUUUUUCAGUAGAAGUGCACACAACUCUAGUUAGAACGGACUCUUACUGGUGGUCUCUGGCCGGGGUCUGUUCUGUGGCCCAUCAGGGCAUGGAGAAGGAGGGGGGGGGGAGGAGAAGGAGAGAGCUUAUUUUUAUAUACAAACUUGAGAAGUUACGAGUGGUUUUGUUUUUUUCCUUGUUUGUGUUUCUCUUGUUUUGUUUUGUAAGGAAUAUUUAUGUACAGAUUCAUUAUUAAACUAGCGACCCUGUUUUCCAGGGUUCAUUUCAGUUUUCUAGUAAAAAAAAAGGAACGAAAAAAAAAAGUUGAAUGCUGAUUGAAAAAUUGCUGUGUAAAUCUGGUUUUAAACUUGCGAUACAAAAAAUGGCCUUACCGAUGUUCUUUUGUAAAGAAAUCUAGCCAAGAAGCACAGAAAACCAGAACGUGAAUGAAAUUAAGUCAAAGGACACUAAACUACACAAGGCUUGUCUUGUUUUUUUUAAAUAGAGAAGUUUAAAAUACUUUUAGGCUGGGAAUUGUGAGGGAAUCGCCCAGGGGUUCUCUUUCAGUAACUUUGAUCGCAGUACUUUUCUUCUUUUUAAAUAUAAAUCAAGUUUUACCCCACAUUGUGUAUGCGAUGAGUCAUGUGUUUUUUAAUAAUUUUACCAUCGUUGCGUAGUGGACUACCUUUUUUUUGUUUUUUUCAAAGUGCACAAUCCACAUUACUAUGCUUACCACACAAUCACGCUUAAGAUGCAAACUUCAAAUCACAGUUGAGAAUUCAAAUUGCAACCAAGAACAGACCGUUUACACAAAUAUAUAUAAUGUGUGUAUCUCUAGAUCUAGAUCUAGAGAUACACACAAAUAACUGCUCACAUCAAGAACAGAGAGAGCUACUUUGGAACAUUUUAGGCUCCCUCUUUUAGUUGUAUGCCUUAAAGGAUUAAAAUAAUAAAAUAGAAAAAAGACUGCAUUCUGCGGCUUCAAGCCCUUCGAUACUCCUUCAUAAAACAUAUCCUCUCAACUUAUCAAUUUGUUGAUAUUGGACUUUUGCUGCACAAAACGUUGGUUGCCUCUCGUGUGUGAAACCUCAACCGUUGUGCUGUACACCAGCAGCAGGCGAAGGCCUCUGGUGGUCCGGCUGUUUGCAGGGUCCGGAGGACCAGGAGCUCUGUGACUGUUGGGCCUCAGCCCACACACCGUCUCUACUGUCGGGCAUCCGUUGGUAUCUUCUCACUCUCUCUGUCUGUUGGGUUUGCCUUAGAGCUUUCUAUUUUGGAAUAAACGAUGCCUAACCUC
This is a messenger RNA of Gadus morhua (Atlantic cod), 4489 nucleotides long. RefSeq names its product pbx/knotted 1 homeobox 1.1 (gene pknox1.1). Bases 949 to 2379 code for a protein of 476 amino acids. Gene Ontology annotation, biological process: regulation of DNA-templated transcription. The transcript is spliced from 11 exons. Gene Ontology annotation, molecular function: DNA binding. The record is from RefSeq and is a predicted model, not a curated record. Lineage: Eukaryota; Metazoa; Chordata; Actinopteri; Gadiformes; Gadidae.